Cuscuta epithymum is the source of this 2130-nucleotide messenger RNA. Lineage: Eukaryota; Viridiplantae; Streptophyta; Magnoliopsida; Solanales; Convolvulaceae. The record is from the annotation of a GenBank genome assembly.
AAAACAUUUGAUAAAAAACGAUGGAGUGGUGGUGACGUAAAUGCCCAUGACUACUGUGCUGCUGCUUCUAACGGUUCCACGCCCCCAUCCAUAUACACGGCAUCGCGUAUUUCAGGUUACCGUAACGGUGACCCUCAACGUUCCGUCUCUCUGCGCGAGAUCCACGGCACUAACGUUUCUCGGAUGGCCUCCUGUGACGACGAUUUCCCUCUCCUCGGUGACGAUAACGCCUCUCCCACCGCCCCAACUCCCCACGUUAAGCCUCUUUUCCACAAUCACCACCACCGACCCUUUCCAUCUCACCGCUACAAGGCAUGUCAAAUUCCUAUUCACGGCGGCAGCCCGAAGGACAUUUCCGGCGACAACGAUGUCGUGUCAACCGAGGGCGAAGGUUACACCGAUGGAGGAGCCUUCUGCUCGCCGCCGGAUCCAAAAGAUAGCAAUUCGUCGUCGUAUCAUGUGGUCGGCAUAAAUCCCUACGACAACGAUACCAACCACUAUGACCCAGAGCCCGACCCGAGUAGAUCUCGAGCCAACGUUAAGCGUCUGGAGCAAGAAGAUAUCAGUGAAAACGGAGUUCCUUACGCCUACAAAAGGGCAAAACUCGUCACGUCUGUGGCCACUAGCGGUGGGGUCGGAAGUGCAGAGUAUCGCAAGGACAGGGAGGAAUGGAGCGACACAGCCAUCGCGUGCCUUCUGGAGGCAUACUCAGAGAAGUUCAUGCAGCUCAACAGAGGCAAUUUGAGGGGGAGGGAUUGGGAAGAUGUCGCGGCGAUGGUAAGCGAUAGGUGUGAGAAACAAACGAAGAGCGUCGAGCAGUGUAAGAACAAGGUUGAUAAUUUGAAGAAGAGGUAUAAGCUGGAGAGACAUCGAAUGACCAACGGCAGCGUUUCUGCAAGCCACUGGCCGUGGUUCAAACAGAUGGAACAGAUAGUAGGAAACUCUUUGUCUGCAAAAGCAACAUUAGUUGAGGAGGAAAAAUCUGGCAUCUCCCCUAGACAGUCCAAGAGAUAUGGAACUGCAAAUUCUUGUCCCGGGGCUCAAGUCAACAACAUAAAGCUCAAAUCAUCUGGUGGUCCCAGAUGGAGGAGAGUUAUUUUUAAGAUUAGCGGUGCUGCUCUAUCUGGAACUACGCAGAACAACAUUGAUCCAAAGGUGGCCAUGCUGAUAGCUAAAGAAAUUUCCAUUGCAUGUCGUGUUGGAGUUGAGGUAGCAGUAGUUGUCGGAGGCCGUAAUUUCUUUUGUGGCGAUUCAUGGGUUACUUCAACCGGCUUGGACCGAUGCACUGCCUAUCAGAUAGGGAUGAUGGCAACUUUGAUGAAUUCCAUACUCCUGCAGUCAGCACUGGAAAAACUGGGUGUGCAGACUCGUCUGCAGAGCACAUUUUCUAUGCCAGAGGUGGCUGAGCCAUACAACAGGCAACGAGCAAUCCGACAUCUUGAAAAGGGUAGAGUUGUAAUUUUUGGCGGUAUUGGAGCUGGUACCGGAAUUUCAUUGUUCACGACAGAUACAGCUGCAGCUCUUAGAGCUUCUGAGAUUCACGCUGAUGCCAUGCUGAAAGGUACAAAUGUGGAGGGUGUCUAUAUUUGUGACUCGAGAAGUAACAACCUAGCAGCAGAACAUGUAUCCUACCGAGAUCUUGCUUCCAAAGGUGCUGCUCCCAUUGACAUGAUGGCUGUUAAUUGCUGCGAGGAGAAUCAUAUUCCUGUUGUUAUUUUUAAUCUUCAUGAGCCUGGGAAUAUAUCAAGGGCAUUGAGCGGAGAGCCUGUCGGGACCCUGAUUGAUCAGACUGGGAGGAACGGCUAGAUUUGGCAUCCAUGUUGGUUGGAGGCAGGGCAAGGAGUGUAGAUGUAAUGUAUGUGUGAUGAGUGUGCUUUCAAAAGGGAUGACCUUUUCUGUAGGUCAUUGUGUAAGAAGAGGCAAUGGAGCGAUUUGUUUCGUCCAUCAACACAGCUUGACUAUCAAGUUUGUUUCAUGUAAAUUUCCCGAGAUUAGUAUUCUCCCAUAAUUUUCUUUUCACUCUCCUUUCUUUUUUUGGGUUUUCUUUACGUUUUUAUCUUUAUAUUUAUAUGUAUACUAUAUAAAGAGAAUUUGUUGGAGAUCCCAAAAGAAAUUCAUUUGGAACCAAAA